GGCCGGGGCACUCCGAGCAUGAGCGAGGCGGACGGGCUGCGGCACCGCCGGCCCCCGAGGCCGCAGGUGGUCACGGACGAUGGGCCGGCCCUGGAGGCGAAGGACGGCAGCUCCUUUAGUGGCAGAGUUUUCCGGAUGACUUUCUUGAUGUUGGCUGUUUCCCUUGCCGUUCCCCUGCUUGGAGCCAUGAUGCUGGUGGAUUCCCCCAUAGACCCACAGCCUCUCAGCUUCAAAGAACCCCCUCUCUUGCUUGGUGUUCUGCAACCAAAUACGAAGUUACGACAGGCGAAAAGGCUAUUUGAAAAUCAACUUAUUGGCCCAGAGUCCAUAGCAAAUAUUGGGGAUGUGAUGUUUACUGGUACAGCAGAUGGCCGGGUCAUAAAACUUGAAAAUGGAGAAGUGGAGACUCUUGUCCGGUUUGGUUCAGGCCCAUGCAAAACCCGAGAUGAUGAACCUGCUUGUGGGAGACCCCUGGGUAUUCGGGCAGGACCCAAUGGAACUCUUUUUGUGGUUGAUGCCUACAAGGGACUAUUUGAAGUAAAUCCCUGGACACGUGAAGUGAAACUGCUGCUAUCCUCUGAGACACCCAUUGAAGGGAGGAAAAUGUCCUUUGUGAAUGACCUUACAGUAACUCAGGAUGGGAAGAAGAUUUAUUUUACAGAUUCUAGCAGCAAAUGGCAAAGACGAGAUUUUCUGCUUCUGGUUAUGGAGGGAACAGAUGAUGGGCGUCUGCUAGAGUAUGACACCGAGACCAAGGAGGUGAAGGUCUUACUGGACCAGUUACGGUUCCCUAACGGAGUACAGCUUUCUCCUGCGGAGGACUUUGUCCUGGUGGCUGAGACAACCAUGGCAAGGAUAAGAAGAUACUACGUAUCUGGCCUAAUGAAAGGAGGAGCUGAUCUGUUUGUGGAGAAUCUGCCUGGAUUUCCAGACAACAUCCGACCCAGCAGUUCCGGAGGGUAUUGGCUUGGCAUGUCGACCAUUCGUGCCAACCCUGGAUUUUCCAUGUUGGAUUUCUUAUCUGAGAGACCCUUUAUUAAAAGAAUGAUAUUUAAGCUGUUUAGUCAGGAGACAUUAAUGAAGUUUGUGCCCCGGUACAGCCUUGUCCUAGAGCUCAGCGACAGUGGGGCCUUCAGGAGAAGCCUGCACGAUCCCGAUGGGCAGGUGGUCACCUACAUCAGCGAGGUGCAUGAACACGAUGGACACCUGUACCUGGGCUCCUUCAGGGCCCCCUUCCUCUGCAGACUCAGCCUCCAGUCUGUGUAGACCCGGCAACUGCCGUGCCAGCUGCGUCACACCGACACUGCACCGGGGCAGGAGGCACUGUGGACACCACCUCCCCUGCGCCUGUGGGCCCUGGAAUUGUGGUGCAGCCCGCAGAUGUGCAGCCUCUGCAGAACCCCUUCGCCAGGCUUGACUUCACAUUUAGUGGGAAGUAUAACAUCUGUCAUAGGAAUAAGUCCAUGGAAAGCCAUUUUCUCUUUACCAAACUUUUUGAAGUAUAGUAGUUCUCUAAGGACUGGGGAGACUUCGUGCACUUUGGAUGGGGCUCAGGUUUUGGUGGACUGAGGGUGAUGGAGCUGUUCGGGGAGUUUGUUUUGGCUCCCUGCUCUCCUACCAGCUUCAUGCCUUUAUUAUAAAAUGGGAUAAUACCUUUCUUUGGGGUAGGGACAUGAAAAAGGCAAGGAGAGCACAGCACGAAGGUGCCUUGAGGCCAGCAGAUGAGCUGUGCAAGCUGAGACGUCAGAACUGCAUCAUCCUGAGCUGGGGGACGAGGCCCCGACCACUGGGCUUCCCUUCCCUGUGUGUCACCCUCCAGCCUGCUCUGCUCGGCUUCCCCCCUCAUCACCAGUGGUUUUCAAAACUCCUGAGUCCUGUCAACCUGGGACUCCAGUGCCCCAGGAUGGUAUGUAGGAAAAGCAUAUUGAUUCUAACAGCUCAGAGAGGACUCACUGGAUUUCUUGCGAACAGUCAUGUGGAAUGGUCUGGUGGUGACUUGGCAUAAGGGCUCACGUGGGAAAGUCCCUUUUACGCUCCCUUAUUCCAUACCUCUAGACCUGCAGAUGUGCAUGUGUUACUGUUAUAUUUGCUUGAGUGUCACAAGACUGAAGCUGCUGUGCAUCUUGAUAAAUAUGUCUAUGCUGGUCAUAAUUUUGUCAGGGAGAUCCUAGUAAUGAGAUCAUUAAAUGGCCUCUGCUGAUUAGUCACUUUUGAUGCCGUUACCUAGAAAUUUUGUUUCUACUUUAAAUAUUAUUUUUUAACAGUGACAAAUACUUUCAUCAAGUAUCUGAGGAUUGUUUCAGCUGGGGUUUUGCUGUAGGCAUGAGUGGUUCAUCAGGUUUUCUCAGGCCCUGUGACAUGGCAGUGUCUUUAGGCAGCUAAGCAGCCGCAGGCAUUGAUUCACUCCUGGUCAAGUUGGCACUACACUCCUCCCGGUUUUCCAAACCACAAUGUUGAGUUAAUUGCAGUUCUUUUCUUCCCUGGAUGUUUGUGAAAAUACACAAGAGUUAUGUCUCUGGAAUGAGUUUUAAUAACUUGACAAAGACAGUAUUCUCAAUAUGUGAUGAUACUAGAAUUAGAACAGUACUGAGAGCUGUGAUAAAACUGGAACCAUUUGUGUCUUGCCCACUGGCUGGCCUCGCUCUUUGCUCUCUUUCCCAGCAGCUGCCUUCCCCCCCAUGUGUUGGUCUGGCCUCAAACUGUGGAAAGGGUCUGGAGUCCGAUGCUUGGCUAGUCUUGUGUCACCCUCCUUGGGGCUGGCUGAAUGUACAGCAACUAGAGCCAAAGGUCGAUCAGUCUAAUUGAUGUGAUCCAUAGUGUACCAGAUGAAUGACUUAAUAUUGUUUAUAAAUUUAUAGGAAAGAAAAUUGAGUAGUGAUAAUUACAUAUUUUUUAAUAGUUUAUGGUGCAUCUCAUAUAUCUAGUAUACAGGGAUAAUAAGGUACAAUCUGACCCUUCUGCCAUAAAAAAUGUUCAGACAUGCCAGUGUGUAUGUAAAUGCACUUUUAAGUUGACUUCUUGAUUAUGAAUAGAAGGCUUUGCCUUUAGCGCUUAAUUUUUAUGGACACAAAGAAACUGGUAGAUUGCUUUUCACAGUUUUCAGCUGAGGAGUCUUGAUUUUGACUCAGGUGUUGAUUUUGUAUCUCAGAGUGUCAUUUCCUGUAUUUAUCUGGCAAUUGGUAUGGUGAAUUGUAAAAUACAACCUUCCUAGGUUUAAAUAAGUGAUAAUGCUUUUGUUGUAAACAAAAUGGAUUUGCUUUAAUGUGAAUUACUAACUUGCUCUUAAAAUUAAAUCAUGAUUAAUUCAUUGUGUGUUUCUUUAU
Messenger RNA from Condylura cristata (star-nosed mole), 3323 nucleotides. It is a transcript of the gene APMAP, whose product is annotated as adipocyte plasma membrane associated protein. The transcript has 9 exons. The record is from RefSeq and is a predicted model, not a curated record. Bases 19 to 1266 code for a protein of 415 amino acids. NCBI's taxonomy places the organism in Eukaryota, Metazoa, Chordata, Mammalia, Eulipotyphla, Talpidae. Gene Ontology annotation, biological process: biosynthetic process. Gene Ontology annotation, molecular function: strictosidine synthase activity.